This is a messenger RNA of Emys orbicularis (European pond turtle), 1056 nucleotides long. It is a transcript of the gene STAP1, whose product is annotated as signal transducing adaptor family member 1. NCBI's taxonomy places the organism in Eukaryota, Metazoa, Chordata, Testudines, Emydidae. The transcript is spliced from 10 exons. Gene Ontology annotation, biological process: positive regulation of B cell receptor signaling pathway; cell surface receptor protein tyrosine kinase signaling pathway. The coding region runs from base 1 to 1056 and encodes 351 amino acids. The record is from RefSeq and is a predicted model, not a curated record. Gene Ontology annotation, molecular function: protein kinase binding; signaling adaptor activity.
AUGGCUGAGCCUGAGAAAAUCCCUGAACCAGCCCCACGACGAAUCUUCCAGGAGAGACAGAGGAUUACUGCUCUGCCCCUGUACUUUGAAGGGUUUCUAUCUAUCAGACAUGCACGGUACCAGGAUUUUGAACAGUACUGGACAGAACUCAGAGGAACUACACUUUUCUUUUAUAGUGAUAAGAAAACCCCAACCUAUUUAGAGAAAUUAGAGCUGACGAAUUUGACAUCAGUAGUGAACGUUUAUCCAGAUGAAAAGUGUGGUGCACAGUUUAUCCUGAUGCUGAGAAAUGAGAAAGUGGAGCUGAAGGUCGAGGACGAUGACAGUGGGGAGGAAUGGAAAGGCUUUAUCCUCACAGUCACACAGUUGUCCGUUCCCAUGUGUAUAUCACUGCUACCUGGACAGCUCAUUAAGUUGCAUGACGUGCUAGAGAAAGAAAAGAAAAGGAGGACUGCAAUGGAACAGUCACCCAGUGCAUCUUUGAGCACAGAGAAGACAAACAAUGGAGACGACGUUAACCUACUGAACACUAUGCCAGAGUGCUUCUAUGCAGUGUCACGGCAGAAAGCGAUUGAGAUGUUAGAGAAGAAUCCUUCUUGGGGAAACUUGAUCCUGCGGCCUGGUAGUGACAGUAAGAACUACUCAGUCACUAUCAGACAGGUGAUAGAUGGUCCAUGCAUAAAGCACUACAGAGUGGUGAACAUGGGCAAAGGUUACACCAUUGAACUGGCAAGACCAGUUAUACGCCAGAGCCUUCAUGAUGUCAUUGAUUACUUUGUGAAUCAAACCCAAGGGAGCUUGAAGCCAUUUGUCACACACACGUAUGACAACAAAUUGGCCGGACUUUCUUUAGAGCAUGUCCCAAGAGAGAUGCACCCGGCGAUUGUCCCUCAGCCCAGAGCCAAGCCUCCCCGGAGACCUAUUCCUGAGAAAGUAGCAGCACCACUUCAGGAGUAUCCUGUAGCCAGAUACGUGCCUGAAACUCUUGGCAAAGAGAUGAAAGAAAGAGUGAAGAGACAAGCAGCUGACAGACAACGUGCAAAUCAACCUCUUUGA